CUACCCCGCUCACCUCGGCGGUGGCCACCACCGCCACCACCUCUUCUCACCGCCGUGGCCACCACCACCCUGACCCUGCUGGCCACCGUGGCCACCGCCUGCCCGUCCGUUUGCCGCUGCUCGGGCGGCCGCGUUUACUGCAACGACCGCGGGCUGACGGCGGUACCCGAGGGGCUCCCGCCCGGGGCCACCACGCUKUUCCUACAAAACAACCGCAUCGGCGACGCGGGGAUCCCGGCUCGCCUGGGCCGGCUACCGGCGCUGCGGGUGCUUUACCUGUACGCCAACGCUCUGGAGCAGCUCCCCGCUCACCUUCCKCCGGCGCUGCGGGAGCUGCACCUUCAGGAGAACAACGUGCGCGGUUUGUGCCGCCGGGCUCUGGCCAGAGCGCCGCUUCUCGAACGCCUUCACCUGGAUGAUAACUCGGUGUCGGCGGCCGGCAUCGAGGAGGACGCGUUCGCCGAGAAUCGCCGGUUGCGGCUUUUGUUUUUAUCCCGYAACCACCUGAGCAGCGUCCCCGCGGGGCUGCCGCCGGCGCUGGAGGAGCUGCGCUUGGACGAUAACCGCAUCCACACCAUCCCGCUGCGAGCUUUCGAGGGGCUGCCGGCGCUGCGGCGCCUGGUGCUGGACGGGAACCUUCUGGCGAACCAACGCAUGGCAGACGACACCUUCAGCCGUUUGGGCAACCUCAGCGAGCUYUCGCUGGGUCGAAACGCGCUGGCGGCGCCGCCGGCGAAUUUGCCCCGAGCGCGGCUGCGGCGGCUGUCGCUGGCCGCCAACGCCAUCAGCCACGUUCCGGCCGGAGCUUUGGCCAGGAUGAGGGCGUUGGAACGGCUGGACCUGUCGGACAACAACCUGACCACGCUGCCCAGAGGGCUCUUCGACGAUCUGGGCAGCCUGAGCCACCUGGGGCUGCGGAACAACCCUUGGUUCUGCGGUUGUAACCUGGCCUGGCUGCGGGACUGGCUGCGCCGCCGCGCCCCGCCGCGCUUGGAGGUGCGGGGGUUGCUGUGCCAGGCGCCGGCGAGGCUGAGGGGGCUGCCGGUGGGCGAGCUGCGGGCUGAGAUGGACGCCUGCGAGACCCCCGCCGGGGGAGGGGGCGGUGGUGGUGGCGGUGGUGGUGCUGCUGCGGGUGCGGGGACGGUCCCCGGUGUGGCCGCCGUGUCGCCGGCGGCGUCGAACGGAGCGGCGGGCGCUUCUUCUCCGGGAGGCGCCGCCGCCGCCGCGCCGGGGUUGUGGGUUCAAGCAGCUCCCGGUGGAGCGCUGAGGGUGCGGUGGCCACCGGCUCCUCCCGGGGCGUCGCUGAGGUUGAGUUGGCUCCGUCCCGGCGGUGGAGCGGUGACCGAAACGUUGGUGCGGGGAGAACGGGGRGAGUACGUGGUGCGGGCGCUGCAGCCCCGAGCCCCGUACCGGGUGUGCCUGGCGGCGCUGGAGCCCCCCGCCGCUCCCCCGCUCUGCGCUCAGGCUCGGGCGGGUGCCGGGGACCCCCAGCCCGGUUCUCCCGGUGCCCCAACCGGG
Malurus melanocephalus (red-backed fairy wren) is the source of this 1518-nucleotide messenger RNA. Its product is annotated as leucine-rich repeat transmembrane protein FLRT1-like. The record is from RefSeq and is a predicted model, not a curated record. NCBI's taxonomy places the organism in Eukaryota, Metazoa, Chordata, Aves, Passeriformes, Maluridae. Gene Ontology annotation, molecular function: protein binding. The annotation marks the transcript as partial. The transcript has a single exon.